This is a messenger RNA of Phragmites australis (common reed), 1821 nucleotides long. Its product is annotated as acyl-coenzyme A oxidase 4, peroxisomal-like. The record is from RefSeq and is a predicted model, not a curated record. Gene Ontology annotation, cellular component: peroxisome. The transcript is spliced from 13 exons. Bases 19 to 1428 code for a protein of 469 amino acids. Lineage: Eukaryota; Viridiplantae; Streptophyta; Magnoliopsida; Poales; Poaceae. Gene Ontology annotation, molecular function: acyl-CoA dehydrogenase activity; flavin adenine dinucleotide binding. Gene Ontology annotation, biological process: fatty acid beta-oxidation.
ACCUGAACCGUGCCGACAAUGAUUUCCCGCACGCACGUAAAGGCAUUGCGUGCCGGUCUCCUCCUCCUCCACCUCGAUCGGGAGCUCGCCGAAUCAGCAGGGAGCAGUCGAGCGCAGCGCGGCGCGGCAAUGAGGAGCUUGGGAGGUGGCGGUGGCGGGGCCGACGACAAGGUCGGGCUGCCGCCGCUGGACGUGGCGCUCGCGUUCCCGCAGGCUACGCCGGCGUCCCUCUUCCCUCCCGCCGUAUCGGACUACUACCAGUUUGAUGAUUUGCUGACUGAUGAAGAGAAGGCACUACGGAGGAAGGUCCGAGGUAUUAUGGAAAAAGAAAUCGCGCCCAUUAUGACUGAAUAUUGGGAGAAGGCAGAAUUCCCCUUUCACGCAAUUCCCAAACUUUCAACUCUUCUCUUAGCUGGAGGUACAAUAAAGGGAUAUGGGUGCCCAGGACUCUCGCUUACUGGUAGUGCUAUUUCGAUAGCAGAAGUUGCACGGGUUGAUGCGAGCUGCUCCACAUUUAUUCUAGUGCACUCCUGUUUGGCAAUGUCCACGAUUGCCCUUUGUGGAUCAGAGGCUCAAAAGCAGAAGUACUUACCAUCUCUUGCUCAGUUAAAAACUGUUGGUUGCUGGGCAUUGACAGAGCCAGAUCAUGGAAGUGAUGCAAGCUCCUUAAGGACUUCAGCAACCAAGGUACCUGGUGGUUGGCAUUUAGAUGGCCAAAAACGCUGGAUAGGUAACAGCACUUUUGCAGAUGUGCUCAUCAUUUUAGCUAGGAAUGCAGAUACAAACCAACUUAAUGGAUUUAUUGUGAAGAAAGGAGCUCCUGGUCUGAAAGCCACAAAAAUUGAAAACAAAAUUGGACUCAGAAUGGUUCAAAAUGGUGAUAUAGUUCUAAAUAAAGUAUUUGUCUCUGAGGAAGACAGAUUAAUAGGCAUCAAUUCAUUUCAGGAUGUAAACAAGGUACUUGCCAUUUCCCGCGUUAUGGUAGCGUGGCAGCCAAUCGGCAUAUCUAUGGGAGUAUUUGACAUGUGCCAUCGGUAUUUGAAGGAACGGAAGCAAUUUGGAGCUCCACUGGCAGCUUUUCAGCUCAACCAAGAAAAGCUUGUUCGGAUGCUCGGCAACAUUCAGGCCAUGCUUCUCGUUGGCUGGCGCCUAUGCAAGCUGUAUGAAUCAGGCAAAAUGACACUAGGCCAUGCCAGUUUAGGCAAGGCGUGGACCUCCAAGAAGGCUAGGGAGGUAGUUUCUCUUGGCCGAGAGCUAUUGGGCGGCAAUGGUAUUUUGGCUGAUUUCCUGGUUGCGAAGGCAUUUUGUGAUUUGGAGCCGAUUUUCUCGUACGAAGGCACCUACGACAUUAACAGCCUGGUGACUGGCAGAGAGAUCACUGGGAUUGCGAGCUUCAAACCUGCUGCAUUGGCGAAAUCGCGUCUCUGAUUUUUCCCCUUACAGAUGAAGCUACAACAAACAAAAUAGACAUCCACCUUGUCUAUUCUGAUGAUGUGGGAAUAAGAGCAACAGAAAAGGAAUGUUAAUUCCAGUGUCAGUUUCCAGUGGUCAUCUUUAUCUUGCAAAAUGGUGUCCAACUGCCAUUUGUUCCACAGGCUCAGUACAGUGAUAUUGCUACACAAUCGCUUCAGUAUAGUUACCCACUUCCAUCUUUCGCCUGACGGUGUAAAACUUCUACUGAGCACUAAAAAUACAUAUUGAUCACUGUAAAAGAAACAUAUUAUUGAAAAGGAACUGUAUAAGUAGCAUGGUUAUUAGUGCUGCUAAGUGCUAAUAAGGAAUACAGACAUACCUGAAAGUAACAACUCCCAGGCUUGUUCA